This is a messenger RNA of Mollisia scopiformis, 1001 nucleotides long. Its product is annotated as putative transcription initiation factor TFIID subunit 13. The transcript is spliced from 2 exons. Gene Ontology annotation, biological process: transcription by RNA polymerase II; RNA polymerase II preinitiation complex assembly. NCBI's taxonomy places the organism in Eukaryota, Fungi, Ascomycota, Leotiomycetes, Helotiales, Mollisiaceae. Gene Ontology annotation, cellular component: transcription factor TFIID complex. The record is from RefSeq and is a predicted model, not a curated record. Gene Ontology annotation, molecular function: protein heterodimerization activity. Bases 189 to 641 code for a protein of 150 amino acids.
AACAAGUCUUCCAAAGAUCUUUGAAUCACAACACUGACUUUUGAAAUUCGAUCUACAGUAAGCGUCGCAAUCCUGUUGUCAAGAAGACCAAGAAAGGCGCAAAGGUUACCAUCAGCAAGAAGAACAAGGAGGCAACAGUCAACAACAAUCAGACCAACAAGAAGGAGACCAAGGCGAAGAAGGUAGCUAUGGAACCUCGCGCUCGAGUCGGUCGAAACCGUGGCCAGCAGAAUUUCUCUGACCAAGAACUCCAACACUUCCUGUUCGCCCAUGGCGAUGUACCAAACUCUCUGGAAGAUACAAAGAAGGUUUUCGACGAGCUCAUGACCGACUUCAUUACCGAACUCUGCUUCGAAGCACAACGUUCCGCCCAACUUGCUGGCCGCCAAAAGAUCAAACUCGACGAUAUCAAAUUCGCCUGCCGUAAGAAUCCAAAUUACCUGGGCAAGAUCGAGGAGACGAUGGACAAGAAGACUCAAAUCGAGGCUGCUCGGAAGCUACUUGAUCAGAACGAUGAUAAGAUUACAAAGUCCAACGUGAAGGCUCUCGAGGAGGAACCUCUUGGAGAUGCUGAUGAUGACAUGGAGCUUGAUGCGAGGACCAUUGGCGGAAAGAGCACAGGUACUGGUGCUGGCAAGUGAUUGUUGGCCACGGACGCUUUACGACUGUUACGAUUUCCCUUUCGUUCUUCAACAAUCGACCAUACCCCCAACUAUUAAGAUCCUUUAACGCUCGACACCACCAGGUUUUGACCUCUGCCAGACAUUUCCUCCAGUUCACACUGUUUGGAGACGACUUUGGGCAACAGCCGUUCUUUAUCGCUCUCACAUUCUACGAAAAUGGUUUCUACAUUACAGCGAUGAUAUUUGCAUUUCAAUGGCGUCUUGAGGUCCGGAAGCAUUAUGGAGGAGUUUAUGGAACUGGUGCAUCUCAGAAGCGCUGAUACCCGAAGACUUCUUCUCAUGUUUUUCUGCAUUUGAAAGACAAUCAAUGAUUUCAAC